Molecule: messenger RNA, 1645 nt
Organism: Hibiscus syriacus
Lineage: Eukaryota; Viridiplantae; Streptophyta; Magnoliopsida; Malvales; Malvaceae
Product: protein trichome berefringence-like 7
Exons: 3
Coding region: 184-1512 (442 amino acids)
Cellular component (GO): Golgi apparatus
Molecular function (GO): O-acetyltransferase activity
Source: RefSeq, a predicted model, not a curated record
UUGCUUACUUCUCCUGCAACCAAAGGCUUUGAGUUUGCAAAUGUGGGAUCUUGAACUGUAAGAUUGUUUCUUUCUUAUUUUCUUGAGGAAAAAAAAUGUGGGAUCUUGAACUUCAAGUGUUGUUCAUUUCGAUUUACUGAAUUUUUGUUACUUAGAUUUACUUCGUUGGUUCAUUUCUGAAAUAUGAUGAACAACUGGAUGCUUUUUGGUCAGGAGUGUACAUUUCGGAAAAGAAUAGUUAAGAUGUGGAUUAAAUUUGAGGUUGAACAGUGUUUAUUAAGCAAGUUGAGAGGAUUUCAUGAAAGGGUUUUCAGUUUUAGCGACAGAUUUGUUAAGAGUCAAUGGAAGCAUAAUGUUUGUGAAUCAAUCAGUUCACUUGUUGUUGUUAGUUUGUUUUUAUCCUUCUUUUUGGCAAUGGCGUGCACAUAUUUUUUCCUCUUUCCAAGAUAUCAACCUGCCGUUCGUACUUACAGAGUUCACCAAGCUGGUGAUUUAGUUCCCAAAUGCAAUGUUUUUAAUGGCAAUUGGAUCCCGGAUGAAAGUUAUCCUUUAUAUAAUGCUUCACAAUGUCCUUUUGCCGAGCGUGGGUUCGAUUGCGUGGCGAAUGGCCGAAGAGAUAGGGGUUUUCAGAAAUGGAGGUGGAAGCCUAGAAGCUGUGAAAUUCCAAGGUUUGAUGUGCACGAGAUACUUCAAAAGCUUCGUGGGAAGCGGAUUGUUUUCGUUGGGGAUUCAUUGAGCAGAACACAGUGGGAGUCUAUGAUAUGCAUGCUCAUGCAGGGAGUGCAGGAUAAGAGGAGGGAUGUCUUUGAAAUUAAUGGGAAUAAGAUCACUAAACGGAUUAGAUUUUUAGGGGUGUGGUUCAGUUCAUACAAUUUACGAAUAGACUAUUAUCGGUCGGUUUUCCUAGUGCAGCCUGGUUCGGCACCAAGGCGUGCACCUAAGAGGGUUAAAUCGACAGUUAGACUCGACAAGCUGGAUGAUAUGAGCAAGGAGUGGAUUGAUUCCGAUUUCUUGAUAUUCAAUUCAGGUCAUUGGUGGACACCAACUAAGCUUUUCGAUAUGGGUUGCUAUUUUCAGGCAGGUCGAUCACUAAAGCUUGGAAUGGGGAUCACAACUGCCUUUAGAGCUGCAUUAAAGACUUGGUCAUCUUGGGUUGAGACUUCAGUCGACAGAAACAGAACUAGGGUGUUCUUCCGAACUUUUGAAUCUUCGCAUUGGACAGGUCGAAACCGUAAUUCCUGCAAAGUGACUCGACGCCCUUGGUUGAAACCUAAAGGGAAAGACCGUAGCCGAAUUUCUGACAUUAUAAUCGAUGUCGUGAAGAAAAUGACGACUCCCGUGACAGUAUUACAUGUAACCCCGAUGGGGGCUUUCCGUAGCGAUGCUCAUGUGGGGACUUGGAGCGAUAAUCGGUCGGUAGCAGAUUGCAGCCAUUGGUGUCUACCUGGAGUUCCUGAUACGUGGAAUGAAAUUCUGCUAUCAAUGAUGCUCUCCAAGGAUGGAAUGGAAUAACCCUUUUAGUGAAUCAGAACAUGUAAUCCUUUUACUUCGCCAUCUGCGCCCCUCUCUGUAUCAAGUUGAAUAAGAUUACUUGCUGUAAACUCCUUGUGACAAAAAAUGAAUAAAAAUUCCAUACAUUUGUUUA